AUGUUAUUGUGUAGUGGAGUUGCUAGGUCGUGGUUAGCGCUGGGUGUGAUUCCGCUUGCUGCUGCUAGCUCUUCGCAUGGCAUUUAUCCAUCCGGCUCAGACGUCUCCAAAAGCGGGAUUCCGGGGCAUGACUAUGGUAGAGCAACAGCUGUGACUGGAGCUACCGACAAUGGUUCAAUUAAUGCAAACCCGCUUCCUGGACCGUCUUCGUGGGAUGAUCCAAAUGCACUCUCUGAUGAUGACAGCCUUCCCAUCAACGGUUUCGACCGCUUCGCCUCGAAACUGUUUGAGUUUCUUCUUGCAGCGGGUAAGGCGCUAGGACACAAUGUGUGGAAUGUAGUAGCAUUUUGUGGUGAUUCAUUUCUAGAUAUCGUGAAUCGACUUCAAGAUUUAUUUGGCACUCAUAAACUGGCAAACAAUCCUUACAUGUAUUCGGAUUAUGAAGAGGAGUUCGACUAUGCUGUGGACAAGGAAACAGCAGAAUAUCUGGACAAAAUUCUGGAGUCUUCGAACUCAACUAAAAAUAACUGGUCGUUUUGA
This is a messenger RNA of Babesia sp. Xinjiang, 540 nucleotides long. RefSeq lists its product as uncharacterized. The record is from RefSeq and is a predicted model, not a curated record. NCBI's taxonomy places the organism in Eukaryota, Apicomplexa, Aconoidasida, Piroplasmida, Babesiidae. The transcript has a single exon. The coding region runs from base 1 to 540 and encodes 179 amino acids.